CUUCCGCUUUCACGACACCAGCACUUCCGGAUUGGGAGGCAGGAGGCGACGCGUUCUGAAGGAGUAAAAUGGAAGGAGAAUCAAGCAGAUUGGAAACCCACACUCCAGGUUUCGUCAAGAAAAAGACUAAGCGUUCUGUACAUAAGGAGAGACAUGGGAGGCAUCCCCAUGAAAGUUUCAGAGACUCCUCCCUGGCAAAUGAACAGGCUGACAUAACUAAGGGUAAAAAAAAGAGAAAGGAUGCCCAGCGUCUUGUUUCUUCUCCUUUGAAAAUAUCAGAAAUUUGCGAUGAGACUGAAAAGGCCGCUUCUAUACCCAAAAAGAGUAAAAAGAGAAGAAAAGGUGCUUUGGGGGUCGAUAAGGAAGCAGGUGUUGCGUACGUCCUGGUGAAUAAAGAAAACAUUGAGAACACACCAAAGAAUUUUACAAAGAAUGUCGAUGUCGUUUACAUUGAUGUAAGCAAGAAGCGAAAGUCAACAAAAGCGCCUGAAGCAGAUGAACCGCAUUUAGUUACUACGUCACAUGAACAUGAGUCAGAACUGCAUGAUAAAGUUCGGGAGAAAAAGCAGAAAAAACAUCGGAGGAAAGUUGCAUCCUGUGAUGCUGUCCAGGAAAGUCUGGGUGCAAGCAUUACCCUGCCCGGAUCAGAAUCCCAAGAGCAGGAACCCCAGCCUCCCAUGGGCCAAGAAGGUGAAAUUGCGCAACUACCAGUGUCUGCAGAUCAAAGCAAGUCUAAGAAAAGAAAGAGGAAGCGUGCAAAUGACCAGGAAUUUGAGGCCUUGCCUGCGCCUGAGAGCGCUGAGAACAUAUACUCAGAGGGAUCGCAAGUGAUUGGUGAGGUCGGGACUGCAGGAGGCAAUCAGGAAUCCAGUGGCCUCAAGAAAAAGUCUAAGAAAAGGAAGAGAAGAUCUGUUGAUACUGCCGCGGCACCUGGUGGUGAUUUUUCAGUCCUCAGGACGAACUCUGAGGACACGCUCUUUGAUUCAGUGGAAGGUCAUGGUACCUUGAUUGAAGAAAGUGUGAAACCCAGACCACAAGAGGAGAAACCCCAGGCCUGUUCAGAAGAGGUGCAGAGAUUAGAACCUACAAAUGAAGAAGAAGGCAAUCUGGAGUCGGCUAAAGGUCCUGAAACCAAGUAUUUAUCUGAAGAUUCGAGAGAUUCAGAUAAUUCAGACGUGGAUUUGGAUUCUGCUGUGAGGCAGCUCCAGGAGUUCAUCCCUGAUAUCAAGGAGAGGGCUGCCACUACAAUUAAGCGAAUGUAUCGGGAUGACUUGGGACGCUUUAAAGAAUUUAAAGCCCAGGGUGUCGCUAUUAAAUUUGGCAAGUUUUCCGUGAAGGAAAAUAAGCAGUUAGAGAAAAACGUGCAAGAAUUUCUGUCUCUGACAGGAAUCGAGAAUGCAGACAAGCUGCUGUACACAGACAGAUACCCAGAGGAGAAAUCUCUGAUCACUGACUUAAAAAGAAAAUACUCGUUUAGAUUGCACAUUGGUAAGGGCAUUGCCCGGCCCUGGAAACUCGUAUACUACCGAGCAAAGAAGAUGUUUGAUGUCAACAAUUACAAAGGCAGGUAUAGCAAAGGAGAUACCGAGAAGCUAAAGAUAUACCAGUCCCUCCAUGGAAACGACUGGAAAAAGAUUGGCGAGAUGGUGUCUCGAAGUAGCCUCUCUGUGGCCCUGAAGUUCUCCCAGAUCAGCAGUCAAAGAAAUCAUGGUGCUUGGAGCAAGACGGAGACCCAGAAACUAAUCAAGGCUGUUGAAGAAGUGAUUCUAAAGAAAAUGUCUCCCCAGGAGCUAAACGAGAUGGAUUCUAAACUCCAAGAGAAUCCUGAAGGCCGCCUGUCAGUUGUUCGGGAAAAACUCUACAAAGGCAUAUCCUGGGUAGAAGUGGAGGCUAAAGUGGAAACCAGGAAUUGGAUGCAGUGUAAAAGUAAGUGGACGGAAAUUCUAACCAAGAGGAUGACAAAUGGUCGGGACGUAUACCGGGGAGUUAAUGCCCUACAGGCCAAGAUCAACCUCAUUGAAAGGUUGUAUGAAAUAAAUGUGGAAGAUGUUAAUGAAAUAGACUGGGAAGAUCUUGCUAGCACCAUAGGGGAUGUUCCUCCAUCUUAUGUCCAAACUAAAUUUUAUAAGCUGAAAGCUACCUGUGUUCCCUUUUGGCAGAAGAAGACUUUUCCAGGUCUGGUUGUGUUUAUAUACGUGUCAAUAAAGCUAUUUUCACUAUUGAUUUUACUGAAGAAGGUGCAACAGCCAAAGGAAGGGUAUGAAAAUAAUAACAUAUUGUGGAGCAUUAAAAAUUGAUUCACAUUUCAUAUUCAAGUUUGUCUGAAUGUGAAAAGAAAGGCAAGUGUAUGAGUUGAUUUAAUAUUUUCUGUGCUAUUAUAUUGAAAAUAAUUACAACUAAUGGUUUUCAUACAACAGCAGGAUCCCAAGUCCCUCUAAUGGCAGCAGAGGGUAGUCAUGUCCGACGAACAUUUUCUUUUUUUUUGGCUGCGCCACAUAGCUUAUGGGAUCUUAGUUCCCCACCAGGGAUUGAAGCCAGGCCCUCGGCAGUGAAAGCACAGAGUCCUAACCCCUGGACCGCCAGGGAAUUUACCCCAAUGAACAUUUUCAUGAUGUGGAUUCAACUAUACGUGCAUUCAGCAAAAAAGAGAAUGUUUACAAUUUUAAUAAUGCAUGCCAUUUUGCUUUCUGUUUUUCAAUUGUUUAGAUGUAUAUUUUAGUGUGUGUGCGUAUUAGGUAAGUGGUACAGGGAAGUUUGUGUUCCCGCAAACUGGUUUCGGUUCCCAUGUGCCUGUCAUGGUGUGCGUAUCUCAUCUUCCUGAGUGUGAUUCUAGUGUUUAAAGAUAGGUAUUUUUCAUACAAGAUGCCCUCUCAAAGCCAGUCACAGAAUUCAUCUGGUGUUGAACUGGAAAAAACAAAGAAACCAGCAAUCUCUUCCAUUGCUUCUGGAAAAACUGCCUCUGUUAGACUUCCCUUGCUGGCAAGGGAAAUAAAGUGCCCAGGCUUCUAGCCUCAUCUGUACAGGGGAGAACAUAGAAAGGAAGGUGUGGGUGAGCAAUAUCCCAUACAGUGAGGCCACCCUCUGGGCCAAGGUGCAGCACCCUUGUCUCCUGAGUGUAGCAUCGUGAUGUGUGAUGUUGGUCAAUUCAUCCACAAAGCUAGGCAUUUUUCCAAGCUUGCCGUCAUCAGGGAAGGAAGAAUACAGAGAAACAAGUUUAGGAGUCCUCAGUCACCAGUAUAUCCACAGCACCUAUCAUGGUGUUGUGCAAAUAACAGACACUCGAUACAUAUUCAGGGAACAAAUGAGUAUUUUCUUUUUAAAAAUUUAUUUAUUUAUUUUUGGCUGUGUUGGGUCUUCGUUGCUGCACGCAGGCUUUCUCUAGUUGCUGCGAGCAGGGGCUACUCUUCAUUGCAGUGCGCGGGCUUCUCACUCUGGUUGCUUCUCUUGUUGUGGAGCACGGGCUAUAGGUAUGUGGGCUUCAGUAGUUGUGGCCUGUGGGCUCAUUAGUUGUGGUGCACGGGCUUAGUUGCUCCGCAGCAUGUGGGAUCUUCCUGGACCAGGAGUUGAACCCGUGUCCCCUGCAUUGGCAGGCGGAUUCUUAACCACUGCGCCACCAGGGAAGUCCCAGAACAAAUGAAUAUUUUCUUUUUAAUAAGCAUUUUGCCUUUAGUCACCUCCUUCUAUCUGUCAAACAUACCAAUCUCCGGGCUGAUGGGAAUAUAAAUUACAUGUUCCUUUUGGAGGACAAUCCGGUAGAAUACAUCAAAGCCUUAAGAAUGUACAUAUUCUGAGAUCCAGCAGUUUCACUUCUAGGACCUAAAGAAAUAAUAGAACUAGUGUAAAAGAAUGGCACAUUUAUAAUAUGAAAACUAGAAAAAUGUAAAUGUUCUUUAAUAGGAAAUUUACUAUAUAUGAUGGUAUAUUCCUAGAAUGGAAUAUUAGGCAGUAAUUAAAAAUGAUAAUGAGGGACUUCCUGGGUGAUGCAGUGGUUAAGAAUCCGCCUGCCGGUGCAGGGGACACGAGUUCGAUCCCUGGUCUGGGAAGAUCCCACAUGCCGCAGAGCAACUAAGCCCGUGCACCACAACUACUGAGCCUGCGCUCUAGAGCCCACAGGCCACAACUACUGAGCCUGUGUGCCACAACUACCGAAGCCCACGCGCCUAGAGCCCGUGCUCCACAAGAGAAGCCACUGCAGUGAGAAGCCCGUGUACCACAACGAAGAGUAGCCCCUGCUCGCAGCAACUAGAGAAAGCCCAUGCAUGGCAACGAAGACCCAACACAGCCAUAAAUAAAUAGACAGAUAAAUAAAAAUUUUUUUAAUGAUAAUGAUAGAUUUGGUUAACAUACAAGGUAAACAAUAUAAUCAACUAAAAUACAUACUGUUUUUCAUUCAGAAGUGUACAUAUUAUCUUCUUAAUUUUGUAACAGUAAAAAAAAAAAAAAAAUAGGGACUUCCUGGUGGUCCAGUGGUUAAGACUCCUUGCUUCCAAUUCAGGGGGCACAGGUUCGAUCCCUGUUGGGGGAACUAAGAUCCCACAUGCUGCGUGGUGCGGCCAAAAACGAAAAAAAAAAAUUGUGUAAAUAGAGAUGCAUUACAGUGUAAGGGAGGAAUUAAACCCAAAGUGUUGACAGUGGUUCUCUCCGGGAAGUGGGAUUGUAAGUUUAUAGGUUAGAAGUCUUGACUUGCAAGUGCCAGAAAAUCAGACUCAGAUAGAUCAAAGGCAUCUGGGGACUCUCAGACUGAAAAUCCAGAGGGAGAGGAUGGAUCCAGCUACUCAGAGUCCCCAGAAUGUGUUUUCUUGCUGAUUCUCAGCUCUCCCUUCUCCAGAGUCCACUUUAUCUUCAAUCCACACGAGGGGGCCCCUUGGUCCUGAGGGGUGCCUUCAUAGAGCCCCAUGUUAUAGCAUCCUUCUUAUUAUUACUUAAAUAGAGGAUGCCAUUCAGAGAACAAUAGCUCUUGCUUAAGUCCUGGGUUUUGUUCCCAGUGCCCAAAUUAGAGCUUGUGCCCAACUCUGAGCCAUCACCGUAGGCACAAAAAUAGGAUGGUCUUCAACCCAUCUGGGCUCAUGUCUGGAGCUGGGAUUUAGCUCAACCUGCCUUAAAUGGCUGAAAGGGUAAAUACCCCUGUGGAAAAUCAUGGUUGCAUUAGCAGAAGAGGGGAGUGGACCCUGAGGAAGCGACCCACACAUGUGCAGGACUGUGGGUAAUUACCUGUGCUGUGAAUUUUACCCAAUAAACUUGUGUACUUGGUAAAAGUUUAA
Globicephala melas (long-finned pilot whale) is the source of this 5261-nucleotide messenger RNA. It is a transcript of the gene TTF1, whose product is annotated as transcription termination factor 1. Gene Ontology annotation, cellular component: nucleolus. The record is from RefSeq and is a predicted model, not a curated record. NCBI's taxonomy places the organism in Eukaryota, Metazoa, Chordata, Mammalia, Artiodactyla, Delphinidae. Gene Ontology annotation, molecular function: chromatin binding. Gene Ontology annotation, biological process: termination of RNA polymerase I transcription.